AUGUUCACUCACGCUCAUCUCCCCCCUGUUUCUUCUUCUUCUCCAACCGUCCUUUCACGAUCCUCCUCUCGUCCUUCCUCAGUUUCCACCCUCCCUCCCUCCCUCCCUCCCUCCCUCUCUCCCUCCCUCCCUCCCUCCCUCCCUCCCUCCCUCCCUCCCUCCCUCCCUCUCUCCCUCCCUCCCUCCCUCCCUCCCUCCCUCCCUCCCUCCCUCCCUCCCUCCCUCCCUCCCUCCCUCCCUCCCUCCCUCCCUCCCUCCCUCCCUCCCUCCCUCCCUCCCUCCCUCCCUCCCUCCCUCCCUCCCUCCCUCCCUCCCUCCCUCCCUUCCCCCCUCCCUCCCUCCCUCACUCUCUUCCCUCCCUCCCUCUCUCACUCUCUUCCCUUCAACGACCAAGUCGCGUCAUCUGCCCAAUUCACAUCACCUGCGCACUGCCGCCCUCUCUCUCACGCUCGCGUCGUCAGCCAAGCGGACUCACGUGCUGCAGCAAGCUCGCACGCUCUGCGCACUGUCGGGCGAUGCUGCCUCCCUCACUCGCACCCUCUGCGCAUCGCCCGACAGUUCAGAGCUGGCGUUCAACUGGGCGUUGAGGAAUUACUGCACGUGCACAGCCCUCUGGCGUUUAACUGGGCGUUGAGGAAUUACUGCAAGGCCCAGGAUCAUGUGCGCCUCAUUCACGUGCGCAAGUCAUUUGACGACAUGGUGGGCAAGCUCCCAGCGGACGCCAUAGCAACGUUGGAGGCGCAGGCAGAGGCAGCUGCGCGUGCAAUAGUGGAGAAGUACAUGAAGAAAUGCGCUGUGGCGGAUCUGGACUGUGACUGGAAGAUAGCGGUGGGGGACGAGCGCGAGGCGAUCUGCAGGGAGGUGAUGCGUGUGUGUGCAGACGUGCUCAUAGUCGGCACACGGGGGCUGUCGCCUGUUAAGAAAGCUUUGCUUGGAUCUGUCAGCGAGUAUUGUGCGCACCACAGGCAAAGGAACCCAAGCCCAGUGCUUAACUCGGUGUUUGACCUCAUGCUCCAUCUGCUCAUCUGCUCCCUCUGCCCCCUCUGCCCCUCUGUCCCCUCCGCCCCAUCUCCCCUCCUGCCAGUGCAUGCCCGGUGA
Messenger RNA from Closterium sp. NIES-65, 1098 nucleotides. The record is from the annotation of a GenBank genome assembly. NCBI's taxonomy places the organism in Eukaryota, Viridiplantae, Streptophyta, Zygnematophyceae, Desmidiales, Closteriaceae.